Messenger RNA from Vigna unguiculata (cowpea), 988 nucleotides. RefSeq lists its product as uncharacterized. Lineage: Eukaryota; Viridiplantae; Streptophyta; Magnoliopsida; Fabales; Fabaceae. The record is from RefSeq and is a predicted model, not a curated record. Gene Ontology annotation, molecular function: peptidyl-tRNA hydrolase activity. Gene Ontology annotation, cellular component: mitochondrion; cytosol.
ACUACAGUGUUAAUCAGAAAUUGGGCACUUACCAAUUUGUCCAAAAAAAGUUUAAGAUUGUGUGAUAUUGUUUCCUUCCUCUGAAACCCUAAAACUUGAAUCAUAGAUGGAACUGACAUGGUUGAGUGCCAUUCUGGUGGGAGCUGGUUAUCUUGCUUUGGGUUACUUCAUUGGUUCUCAGUAUCCUCCUCGUUUCCUCUUCUCACGUAAAUUAUUGACAAAACACAACGAUGCCACACUUUUCAACGAUACCGACAAUAAGAGGAAUAGUAAGUCCAAACUCAAAGACCCCCUUCAGAUUGAACAACUAGCUGACAUUCUCGAUGAUUUUAAGAUGAUUCUCGUUGUCAGGAAUGAUCUUAAAAUGGGUAAAGGGAAGAUUGCUGCUCAAUGCAGUCAUGCAACAUUAGGUCUCUAUAAAAAGCUCCUUCAUCGAGCUCCAAAGGCGUUGAAUAGGUGGGAGAUGUCUGCGCAGCCAAAGGUUGUUGUCAAAAUUGAGAGUGAAGAAGAUAUGCUUGCUUUGCAGGAAAGGGCUAAAUCUCUGAAGUUACCCACCCAUAUCACAAUUGAUGCUGGGAGAACACAGAUUGCACCAAAUUCCCGAACAGUGAUGGCAAUUAUUGGACCCGUUGAAGUAGUAGAUGAGGUAACAGGUGGACUUAAACUAUUAUAAUCUUUGUCGGAUCAAGAUGGUGCUGUUUAUCAUGAACCUCGAGUGUUCACCAAGGAUAGAAUGUAGAACUAAUUAUGGAUCACAUGAAGAUUUGCCGUGUUCUUUGCCUACAAAAUGAUUUACGAUUAAUCUUUAGUUGACAGCUCUACCAAAAGAUUUGUGUUUAUUCUUUAGUUGACAGUGAUGAUGAUGAUAAUGAUGAUGAUGAAAUUUUUGGUUGGAAAUCCUUGCCGAUAAAAACUGUCGAACCAUUUUCAGUUUGUAUGAGAUAUUAUUUAUAUCAGGGUGAUUAUAGGCUCGGUUUCCAAAAUGUUA